ACCAAUCGGAAACUGUUUGGUUUGUUUGUUUACAUGUAACAAUGUGGUCACAUUUUAUAACGCCGAUCAAAACAUUAGCUAGAAAGAAUGUUUUACGAUCGGAAUAUUUUAUUAGAAAUUUAAGUACUUCUAAAUUAAAUCAGUGUAAUAAACCAGAAUUAAAAGAAAGUGAUUCAGUUUCAAUUUGUGGAAAUAAUUAUUUACGAGAUGAGUACACUAAUGUCACACCACACAUUUUGUCUUAUGUUUCUAGAAAGUUACAUUCUGUUAAAAAUCACCCAUUAUAUUUAGUAAAGCGAAGAAUUAUGCGCUACAUGUAUGGAAGUUUUUUAAAUCGGGCUGGUAAUCCAUUAUUUUCAGUCUACGACGAUCUUCCACCUGCAGUAGCUGUUGAACAAAAUUUCGAUAGUUUGUUAAUACCCAAAGACCAUCCUAGCCGAAAAAAAACUGACACUUAUUAUUUAAAUGCUGAAUUUUUAUUGAGGACACAUACUUCUGCUCAUCAAAAAGAAUUAAUUAAAAGUGGAUUAGAUCAUUUUGUAAUUAUAGGAGAUGUGUAUAGAAGAGAUGAAAUUGACUCAAAGCACUAUCCAGUAUUUCAUCAAUGUGAAGCAGUUCGUCUUCUUUCACCCCAUGAGGUCCGUAGCUUUGUGCCAUCAAAUGAUGAAAUUAAAGUAUUUGAAAAAGAUGUUAGAAAGCCUGAGAAACAAGCUUGUCAUACACUAGAAGCAGUCAAAUUGAUGGAAAGAGAUUUAAAAAAUUGUUUGAUUGGUUUGAUGAAGAGAUUAUUUGGAAGAGAUAUUGAAUAUAAAUGGACAGAAUCAUAUUUUCCAUUUACUCAUCCAUCUUGGGAACUGGAAAUAUUCCAUGAAGGUGAUUGGAUUGAAAUUCUUGGAUGUGGAAUAAUGGAACAAGAAAUUUUAAAUAAAGCUGGUGCAAAUGAAAAAAUUGGUUGGGCAUUUGGAAUAGGAUUAGAAAGAUUGGCUAUGACCUUGUAUAAUAUUCCUGAUGUCAGGUUAUUUUGGAGUCAAGAUUCUGGAUUUUUAAGUCAGUUUGAUGUAAAUGAUAUUGAUACACCCAUCAAAUAUAAGGAAAUAAGCAAGUUCCCACAGUGUAUCAAUGACAUAUCUUUUUGGGUGCCAAGUGACUAUCAUCCAAAUGACUUCUUUGAUAUAGCCAGAGGUAUUGGUGGAGAAAUUAUUGAACAAGUUCAUAAAAUAGAUGAGUUUUUUCAUCCUAAAAAGAAAAGGCAAAGUUAUACAUAUAGAAUAAUAUACAGACAUAUGGAACGUACUUUAGCCCAAAAAGAAGUCAAUGAAAUUCAUAAACAAAUAGAAGCUGCUGCUAUAAAGAAUCUAAAUGUAGAAAUACGUUGAAAACUCCUACAAAAUUGUUUUGUAAAUAAUUAAAUUUACAUAAUCAA
Molecule: messenger RNA, 1423 nt
Organism: Argiope bruennichi
Lineage: Eukaryota; Metazoa; Arthropoda; Arachnida; Araneae; Araneidae
Gene: PheRS-m
Product: phenylalanine--tRNA ligase, mitochondrial-like
Exons: 5
Coding region: 42-1376 (444 amino acids)
Biological process (GO): phenylalanyl-tRNA aminoacylation
Cellular component (GO): cytoplasm; mitochondrion
Molecular function (GO): phenylalanine-tRNA ligase activity; tRNA binding; ATP binding
Source: RefSeq, a predicted model, not a curated record